AUGAGCACAGAAGAAGGAAAAGUCGAACCGUUUCUCAAAUUGGAGCCAGUUUCAUCGCCCGGCUCUUCAGUGAACUCGUACCGAGGAAGAGGUGAGAAACCGAAAUGCGCGGUUUGUCACGAGGACGGAGAUGGAUUGCAUUUCGGCGCUGAAGCUUGCAGGUAGGAAGGGAAGCUCCGGAAUUUUCGAAAUUUGUUGGAUUCAGAGCUUGCACCGCUUUCUUUCGCCGCAGUGUGGCGCUCAACAAAACGUAUAGAUGUAGAGUCGAUGGGCACUGCGAAAUAACAUCCAGUAAGUUGCAGAUUGAAACGAAACAGUACAAAAAUGAGUUCAGACAUCCGAUGCAUGUGCCGUUCGUGUCGAUAUGAUAAAUGCAUUGAUGUGGGAAUGCACCCGGAAUUCGUGCAAAACCGACGGGAAACUAUAGGGAAACGAGAUGAAGAUCCCGUCAAAUCGAUCACUUCUCCGCCUUCUUCUGCGUCCACAUCAACCUUUCCAACUACAUCAUCGGCCGCUGCUCUUCUAGACUUUUCCCUUUUCAAAUCUGAAUCUCCGAGCAGUUUCACCGCAUUCUCGCUGCCUGCGUCUCUGCCCGGUCUCGUCAUCACUCCGUCGUUAGAGAGUAUGCCACUUCUGGAGAGAAUGAUGAUCAACUACAAGAAAAUGGAGAACGCGAGAAGUGUUAUUCACCGGCUCGAAGGGGAGAACAUCUUCCAGCAGAAAGUGCCGCGUGAAAUCAACUUCCGGCAGGCUACAGAAGUGACGACAAAGGAAGUUUCCCUGGUGGCCGACUGGAUCGAGUGGUGCUUCGAUGACUUUUCGGUGCUUCCGGUCGCUCAAAAGACGAUUCUCUUCCAGAACUUUUUCAUUUAUUUCUCAAUGCUCGAGAAGGCGUUUAUGACAGUCAGAAGUGGUGAGUAGUAUUCUGUUAUUGUUUGUCAACUGAUUAUGUUUCAGGGAGAGAUAAUGUUGUGGUGAUGGCAUCGAAGGAUUACAUCAAUUACGCGAAUCUUGAGAACUUCUUCACUGAACUUGAUAAGGAAAAGUCGGCGAGUCCGGAAGAGUGUCUAAAGUAAGUGGUCGAUUGUACUAGAGUACGGUUUCGAUGAAUGAUGUCUAGAAUUUGCAGACUGAUUCUGCCGUCGUUUGAACUUCAAAAGAAGAGUUUGUUCAACUUGAUGAGGAUAGAAAACGUGGAUAUCUACGAGUUUUUCGCCCUUUGUGUUCUUCUUUUCUGGGAUUUCGGCCUCGAAGGACAGAGUGACGAGUGCAACGAAGUGGGCAGAAAAGUGAAACAACGAGUCACCAGGGAGAUGACGUUCUACUUGAAACACGUGAAAAAGCACGAGGAACCACUGUGUCGACUGGCCGCCAUCGUUUCGAUUCUGCCGACACUGCAGGCAAGCGCUCUUUCACUCAAUCUUUAA
Caenorhabditis sp. 36 PRJEB53466 is the source of this 1427-nucleotide messenger RNA. NCBI's taxonomy places the organism in Eukaryota, Metazoa, Nematoda, Chromadorea, Rhabditida, Rhabditidae. The record is from the annotation of a GenBank genome assembly.